AUGGUCUCCUUGCGCGAUGCAUCCGGUUCAACAACACCAACGUCCAAGACGUCGGCGGCGGCGACGACCACGACUAAGCCUAAUUCCAACAGCGAGCUCGGCGGUCGGGAUAACAAAAUGACAUCAGCGACGCCGAUUGCAACAGCGCCGAUCCCCAUCGCCAACGCAAAUUCGACAUCGACCGCUACCACGACCACCGGCUUUUCAACGUUCUCGCCAGUGUCAGCGUCCUCGGCUUCGUCUGUCCCCCCACAGAAUGGAACCAUGUCGGGCAGCAGGAAAUCAAGAGAACGGCGGCGUGGUUUGGUCCAGAUGGAGGACCUUCCAGGAACACGGGUUGGACCCGACGACGGCCCCUGGCCCAAGUCGUACGAGAUACUAGAGGAUGAGGACGAUGUCUGGAAGGAGUUGAGGGCGUUGGCGAGACCGCAUCGGGCUGUCUUCAUCAACGAGCGUGGGUUGGCCGACGAAGACGAUCGCCAACUAGAAACACAAGAAAACGGCCACCACGAGGACUCGGCCAUCAUCGACGACAAGAAACCUGAACCCAGAGCACGGGUUGCGUUAGUCGACAGCAUCAACUUCCAGCCUUGCCGCAACCUCAGAACUCAAGAUCGCUAUGUUGUGACUCAGCUCGACGUCCAUGGCGAGUUGUGGACCUUCACAGGCGUUUUCGACGGGCAUAUGGGCGAUGUCACCGUUGAGCACGUCGCUCACCACCUCCCUAUCAUCGUCCGUAACUUCCUCAAGAAAGACCUUCCCGGUCCAGUCGCAAAAACAGGCUACGAUCCUCAGCACAUCUCCAACCUCUUCAGAUCUGCUAUCCUCGCCUUCGACGAUGCAAUCGCUCACGACGUCCUCGAUCUUUUCGGCGGCUCAGUUGACCAGCUGGACCAAUAUUCCGACGCCGACAUCAGGAGGAUCAUCAAUGACAUUCCUCAGAUGACCCCAGGUAGCUACGGCUCCGGCCAGUCUGCCAACUUUGGGGACAACUGGCGCAAGGCCCGGCUUUGUAUGUAUGGCACCACUGCCCUGGUUUCUCUCAUCGACCCCAAGAACGAAGGCCUGUGGGUUGCUAAUCUCGGCGACUGUGUCGGUAUGCUCGUUACCCACACGGUUCCCGUGAGCGAAGACUCGGACGAAUCCGAUCGUGACGGCAGCCCUGAGAGACUCGCGGCUGUUGGCGAGGGAGAGUGGUCUGUUGAAGUCUUGACGACGAUGCACAAUGGCGACAAUGACCAAGAAAUCGAGAGAAUUUUGAAGGAGCACCCGGGCGAGGAGGACAGUUGCAUAGUGGACCGGCGUGUCCUGGGUGCGCUGGCUCCUACCAGGUGUCUGGGAGAUAUCCCAUUCAAGCAGCAUCCCGAUUUCACAAGGCGGAUUCUUCUCAACCUUUACCCCUUCGUACAGAACAAAGGGCCUUGGGAAGAAUUCUUGACCAGAAACAAAACUCCGCCCUAUAUCAGCGCGGAAGCCGAGGUCGUUUACAGAGACCUGGCUCACCGAGAUCAAGCAUCCGACGAGCUUACGCCGCCAGACGUCACCCGUGCCGGUAGACGGCGCUCCAGGCUAUCAGCUGCCCUAGGCUUGGAGAAGCUCGCCGCGAACAUCAAGCAGCGAAAGGACAAAAAGAACAAGGAGAAAGCCAGCAGGAAAGUUGUCACUCAACGAUAUCUCGUUCUUGCCUCGGAUGGCUUCACCGACAUAUGUUCGACCGAGGAGGGCGGCAUGGAGAAGGUGGUGAAGAGUUGGGCCCAGGAAGUGCUGCAGUUGGGCUGUCCGGCGAAGGAGUUCCAAGAAGUUCGUGAUAAGCUCCAGGAGAGGGAGGACGCAUUGAAGUCUGGAUCUGCCACUCCCCGUGGACCUCAGUCAACCGGCCUUACACCUUCCGUUGGCCUCGCCAUCGACACAUCUGUCGGGGGCUCCAGCAACACGAAAUCAACUGACAAGCGACCACUGUCUCCUGUCAGUCCCACGUCACCAGUCCCAUUCACGAGUGGGUCAUUCUCCUCGUCGAUGAAUUCAUUAUCGAUACCCUCCGUCCCCGAGGCCGCCUCGUCGGCUGCGUCUACCAUAUCCCAAUCUCCACACUCCGAUCCCAAACCAGCUGUCGUUCAACCUUCUGCUCCUAAAUCCAGACCUAAACUUGACAGGCGACCACCCCUUCCCCAUACAAACCGCUCUUAUCACUGCACUUCCAACACUAACAUGGCGUUGCGUUUGUUGAGGAGGGCGCUAGGAGGUGAGGAGAGGAAUAACGACAAAGUCGCUAAGGCUUUGACUGUUGAUAUGGACGUUUCGUGGCUGGAUGAUACCGCCAUCGUCGUCGUCGGCCUGUGA
Messenger RNA from Coprinopsis cinerea okayama7#130, 2340 nucleotides. RefSeq lists its product as hypothetical. The transcript is spliced from 3 exons. Gene Ontology annotation, molecular function: protein serine/threonine phosphatase activity. The record is from RefSeq and is a predicted model, not a curated record. NCBI's taxonomy places the organism in Eukaryota, Fungi, Basidiomycota, Agaricomycetes, Agaricales, Psathyrellaceae. The coding region runs from base 1 to 2340 and encodes 779 amino acids. Gene Ontology annotation, biological process: protein dephosphorylation.